Papaver somniferum (opium poppy) is the source of this 1568-nucleotide messenger RNA. RefSeq names its product tRNA pseudouridine synthase A-like. Gene Ontology annotation, biological process: tRNA pseudouridine synthesis. The record is from RefSeq and is a predicted model, not a curated record. The transcript is spliced from 10 exons. Gene Ontology annotation, molecular function: RNA binding; pseudouridine synthase activity. NCBI's taxonomy places the organism in Eukaryota, Viridiplantae, Streptophyta, Magnoliopsida, Ranunculales, Papaveraceae. Bases 69 to 1220 code for a protein of 383 amino acids.
UGAAAGCCCUAAAAAUGAACUUGUGAGGGGAAAAUACCUUGGCAGGUUCAGUUUUGGUGGCGGGAAAAAUGCCCAGUGAAGAAGUGAAAAAGCGUUUUUCUAUUGAAUCAGAAUCAUCAUCUAUUGAAAAUCCACCAAAGAUUACAAAAACUGUUGAAGUAGAAGAAGAAGAAGAGGAUAUACAAUUUAGUGACGAAGAAGAAGAAGAAGAAUUACAGAAACCUCAGAUCAUUAAUAAUAACCCUAGAAUGCAAAGGUAUUUGGUUGCAUUUGAGUAUCAUGGUGGAAAAUUCUUCGGUUCUCAACAACAAGCCGUUCGUAGAACUGUCAUUGGUGCUUUGCAGGAGGCUUUCCGGAGAUUUGUCGGGCAACCUGUUAAAAUCAUUUCCUCUAGUCGGACGGAUGCUGGAGUUCAUGCACUAUCAAAUGUUUGCCAUGUAGACGUUGAGCGAAUAAGCAAAAGGAGGCCUGGUGAAGUGUUACCUCCUUAUGAACCUGAAGUUGUUAGAAAUGCUGUGAACCACUACUUACUGAAAUACGAAGGUGAUGUUGCGGUGGUUGAUGUUCGUUGUAUCCCUGCUGAUUUUCAUGCUAGACAUAGAGCUCUUGAGCGCACGUACUUCUACCGCAUUCUGUCAGGUCCAGAGCCUUUAUCAACAUUUGAAAGAGGCCGGGCGUGGCAUGUUGAGGAGGAGCUAGAUAUUGUAGCAAUUCAGAAAGCUUGCAGAGUUCUUGUUGGAGAUCACGAUUUCAGUUCAUUCAGAGGAACUGGUUGUCAGGCAAAAUCGCCGAUAAAAACUCUGACUGAGCUUAGUGUUACUGAAGUUGCUUCUACGCCAUACUUCCCCUCAAAGGUGGAGAGGGACCAAGCUAAUCCCAUGGAGCAAGACCCAAUUGUCUCUUCCAGUACGUCAGGGAUUGAUGUGACCUGCAAGGUUCCGGCUUCCAUUAAGGAUAAACUUGGAGGAUUUGAUGCUGUAUUUGGUGAAGAAUUUGGCCGAAGGAAAGUACACCGUUGUUAUGUAAUAACGGCACGUGCUCGUUCUUUCCUUUAUCACCAGGUCAGACUGCUAGUAGGUGUUCUAAAAGCUGCGGGUACCGGGGAAAUUACAACAUCUGAUGUUGAAAGGAUUUUGAACGCAAAAACAGUUACCGCCACAAGUGCUAUGGCACCUGCUCAUGGUCUCUACCUUGGACGUGUUAAGUACAAGCUCCCCUGAAGAAGUUAAGAGAGAGAGAAAGCGGAACUGAGGUGGAUCACAGAGCUGUCUUAUGGACUAGGCCAGCUAGGUUGUUGCCUAGAGCCUCAAAUUGUUUGGACCCAAAAAUAUAAAUUUUUAAUACAGCUUGUUUGCCACAUAGGUAGUGCUCUCACAUAGUGACAUAGUGGUCUGCCACUGAUCUUGUUGAUGGUCAUACUUUUUAGUUGUUAUUGAAAAGCCGUAUGUUUUGCAACUACUGUGUACGACUUUCCAAUUUCAUCUAGCUAUUACCUUUUUCUCACUUUUAUUUUAUGUAAGAACAUUAGAAUUCACUACACUAGACAAUUCUUUUCAAAUUAAUUUAGA